Molecule: messenger RNA, 3328 nt
Organism: Oldenlandia corymbosa var. corymbosa
Lineage: Eukaryota; Viridiplantae; Streptophyta; Magnoliopsida; Gentianales; Rubiaceae
Source: the annotation of a GenBank genome assembly
CAUGUUAAUAGCCCAUCGAAAUACUCAAAACUUUUGCAAGCUACAUUCCAUUUGCAACGAAAAAGCAAACGGAUAAUUCACUUAAUUAUUAUACUAUUUGAACAAAUAAUUGAAUAACUGAUUGGAUAAUAGUACUAAUUUUUAUGCACGUAGAAAUUAUUAUAGCAUUUGAAUAAUUGAUCAAAACAGUGCAAGCACAAACUACAUAAUUUUCCCUUUUUGAAAAUGUGUUAGUUAUAUCAGCUACAGAAAUUCUAAUUUUCUAAUUCAUCCACGCCUGACGUCUGACUAUAUCCCAUUAUAUCUCUCCACCAAUCUCAAUUGAACAUCACACACACACACACACACACAUAGACAAUCAUACAAAUAUAAUUCCGCGAAAAAUUAUUUCCGACGAAAAAAACACGCACUCACACAGUGCUUUAAAAAAAACACGACGAGUAUAUACUAUUAUAAUGCCCAAGUGUUUUAACUUAACAGCGUCGGCUAACUGGUGCUUCCGAUCAUCUUUCUCGGCAGCUGGUCUCCGGUCAACCAUCACCGACCUCGGCGACGGCACCACCAUCCACUGCUGGGUCCCCAAGAAACCCAAAUCGGGUAACCCGAACCUGGUCCUCAUCCAUGGAUUCGGAGUCGACUCCGUUUGGCAGUGGUCGGAGACGGUCAAAAUCCUGGUGCCCCAUUUCAACAUCUAUGUGCCGGACCUGGUUUUCUUCGGCGAAUCGUACACGACCCGACCCGAAAGGUCCGAAUCGUUCCAGGCCCAGUGCGUGAAGCGGGUCAUGGAGGCGAAUUCGGUUUGGAAAAUGAGCCUCGUCGGGAUGAGUUACGGCGGGUUCGUGGCGUACAGUAUGGCGGCGCAGUUCAAGGAAUGCGUGGAAAGGGUGGUGAUUUGCUGCGCCGGGGUUUGUUUGGAGGAGAAGGACAUUAAAAAUGGGCUGUUUCCGGUGAAUGACGUGGAUGUAGCCGCCGCCAUCCUUCUGCCGGAGACGGCGGAGACGAUGAGGGAGUUGUUGCGGUAUGCUUUUGUAAAGCCGCCCAAAGCGUUGCCUUCUUGCUUGCUCAACGACUUUAUCGACGAGAUGUGCACAGAUUUUUUGGAGGAGAGGAGGGAUUUGCUUAGAGCUAUCCCCAAAGACAGGAAACUCUCAGACUUACCCAAAAUCACUCAGCCAACUUUAAUUAUUUGGGGAGAAAAAGAUCAGAUAUUUCCAGUCGAAUUGGCUCACAGAUUAAAAAGGUGGUGCAUCCCUUUCUUUUUUUCUUUUUUUUCUCCCCAUGAAUUAUUGAAAUUAUUGGUGUAAAUGUUUAUGAGAAAAUAAUAACUGCAUUCGAUUAAAUCAUUUUAAUUUUGAUGCAGACAUUUGGGGGAGAAUGCAGAGCUAGUAAUACUAGAAGGAACAGGGCAUUCAUUUGCUCAUGAAAAACCAAAGGAGUUUCAUAAGCUCUUAAAGACCUUUCUCUUAGCUUCCUCAUGUAACCAAAAAUUAUACCCCUCUUCAACUGUUCCAACUUAAAGCCAUUUCUAUCCUCAUAACAGUUUUUUUUUUUUCUUUUUUUUUUUUAUAUUAAAUGGAAUGAAUUGAAAAUGCAAUUCUUCAAUACCCAUGUGAUGUAAUUCUUCUUCUCCUCCUCUUUUUGUGACCCCUAAUAGUUUUUCCAGAAUAAGCAAUGAUCAUUAUGUAAAUUAUUGUAAUGAAACGAGACCACAGGAACCCCAAUUUUUGAAAGGUGGUUCAUGUUUAUACAAAGAAGAAUGUUGCCUACAUACUUGGGUUCAAUCUUCUUUGUUCACUUAUAUCAGACAAGUUACUGGUUCAGGAGAUCUUCAUUUACGUAUAUCUAUGAGAACCAUCAACUCGCGAGGGAUUCAGUUUGUUACAUUCAAAAGAGCAACUAAUCCAAUACACUAAUCAUGACAAUUAUUUUAAGACGAAUCAAGUUACCAUCAAUAUGACUGUGGAUACCAACACUAGUCUGUUUAAAAAUAUUUGACAGCAAUACUAGACGUUUCAACAACUAGUAAACAACAUCCACCCACUCCAAUGACUCUUGUCCCGUUGCAUCACAACUAAUGUCUGUUUUCUUCAAUACUGCCAACCUUCCCCUAACUUAUGAGUGUUCAAGAAAAAUAACCAAUUGAAUGAUUCAUACUUCAAAAAGAAAUUUUGAAUGAUUUUUUUGAAUGAUUCAAAAUUCCUAAACUACCCAAACAUAUCCGGUGGAGUCGGGAUGAAUUUUGUUUAUGAAAAAUGAAACAAUUGGUUGAUUCCAACAACCUGCAACCAGAACAUGCAUGGCAUCUCCUCAAUGAACUAUUCUCCAUUAUGCAACCCCCCCCCCCCCCCCCCCCCGCGCCAAAAACUAUGGCAUUUGUGAAAAAUGAUGGCCUAGUGACAAGCAUUAGGAAAACCUCUUCACAGAAUUUAUUCACAAGAGAUGCGGGGUAAGAGGAAGGUUAGGGCCUUAGGGGGAUUUUAGAUGAGAGCUUUAAUUCUGACUAUGUAGCUGAAAUUCAAAUCACAACCACACAACUAAUCCGCAUUGAGUACAAGGAGAAGUAACAUCAAUAAUUGUAAGAGUUAAACAGAAAAGUACAGCCAGUUCUGAUUAACCUUUGAGCUUAUGUCGACAACAGAAUUAAACCCUGGUACAUUUGAUGACAGCUCUCCCUAUUGAAGUCGCUUUUGCACAAAGCACCAGUUCAUUCACUUUCACUAGGUCUGCAAGAUUAGCAAGUGACCAAUAAAAUCUCUCAAAAGGAAGCAACUAAUUAGAAUAGGACACAACGCGAUAAAGCAAUAAAUUUAAGCAUGAAAGAAAAUGACACUGCCCAAAUGAGCCAAGAAGCAUCAUGCAAAUCAUGUGUAAAAACAUCUGGCAAAUGGCACAUGAUUGGGUUUUCUAUCUAAAACAGGCUUUGAGUUACUGAAUACGAAAUCCUACCUCUGCCUGUAUCUCAUCAGCUUUAGCGUGCUCACCUGCAAAAUAGAAAAGACAUGCACUUUAGGUCUUCCAUCACAGAGAAGGGAAGAUGCCAUUCCUCAUUACUACUAUUUUGUUAUUUCCAACCUCAUCAUUUUACCAGGAGAGAGGUUAGAGGGCAAAACUAAAGAAGUAAAGCAGUCCCUAUAAAUUAUUUUCUUCCAACUACACUUUUCACCAGCAAUUUACAUCCAUAUCUCGAGAGGAGCAAGUAUUUCAAAAGCUUCACCAGGUUAUUUCAUGGUGUAAAUAUUUUUGUGAUGUCGUUCAAAUGACAAAGGAAUGAAAAGCUGAAAAUCAGCAUUAAACCAUCAUAGCUUACCUCCCUCUUCUGGAAGAUCUG